Molecule: messenger RNA, 3349 nt
Organism: Fundulus heteroclitus (mummichog)
Lineage: Eukaryota; Metazoa; Chordata; Actinopteri; Cyprinodontiformes; Fundulidae
Gene: sgo1
Product: shugoshin 1
Exons: 9
Coding region: 340-2280 (646 amino acids)
Biological process (GO): meiotic chromosome segregation
Cellular component (GO): chromosome, centromeric region; nucleus
Source: RefSeq, a predicted model, not a curated record
CCAAUCAGCAGUCGCGUGUCUGAAUUUGAACGUCAACCUUCCACAGACCAAAUCAGACUUUGUUUUUCCUCCCUUCCUACCGCAUUUUCGGAAAUUGUUCACGUCUUUCGUUUCAGAGAAACAAGCAGGCUAAAGAAAUAAUCGUGACUUAUUUUCCCCGGUAGGUUCGCCGCGCUUUUUCUGUCCUGCGUAAACGUCGCUGUUGCUAAAACUAGCCGUGAGUGCAGACAAACCGCUGUGCGUGGGGUUGCUUAGCUAGCAGUAGCUCUUAUUAUGUUGAGCUGCCGACGACCUGAAUAAGGGAACGUGCUUCGGAAAAUCCACACCGGGUGCUGAGCCAUGAGAGAGAGGGAGAGAGCCCAGAAGAAGUCCUUCCAGCAGAGUCUGGAGGACAUCAAGGAGAGGAUGAAGGAGAAGAGGAACAAACGGCUGGCUAACGCCGCAGCUCCAGGCAGGGGCCGCUCCAGAAUGAUAAACAAGAUCGCCGCGCCCAGUCCUGCAAACAACAUCCUUAAAGGUGUGCAGCAGAACAACAAGGCGCUGGCCAUGGCCCUGGAGGCUGAGAAGGAGAAGGUGAGGCAGGCCAACGCAGUGAUCCUGCAGCUGAAGAGAGAGCAGCAAGCCCUGUUCCUUCACCUGCUUCUCCUCAAGAAAAAGCUGAAAGAGCAGGAAGCGUUGGCAGCAAGUGCCUCACAGGUACACUCUCAGACUAGAUCAACAAGGAUCCAAGAGGAAAUCCCAAACCAUGUAAAUUUUUCAAGGGGGAAGCGACGCAGCCAGCAGCUUGAUUCGCUCAUUAUGUGUGAUGCUUCACCCAUCUGUGCAGGCUCCCCGCCGUCUAAAACCAGCGGACUCGGUAACGUUGACAAAGAGGUUCCGCUGCCAUCCACGGUGGGCGUGAGGCGUCGUCUCACCGACAGGAGAAAGAGGACACGCUCUGAGCGCGUGCAAGAACAAACCCCACUGAGCAACGCGGACCCGGUGGUAGACCCCGGGCCUGUGAUCCCAAGCCCCAUUCGCAGUGACAGCAGACCUCUGAAUCAGAACCAGCAAGGAGCAGAACCAGAGGCAGCAGAUGCCGCUGACGCCGAGGAGCUGCUUCACUCCACUCCUGAGCCAGCGCGCGCUAAGAAAUCACACCCGCAACCCAGCAGGAAACAAACCCAGCAGCAGCCUCAGUCCAAACCCGUGCCGACUUCACGGAAACCCGACAGAGGCCGCAAAGCCGACCGCGUCCCGUUGAAGAAACCUUGGGAGAACCCCAAGCCCAGGGCCCGCUCAAAGAGUCGGGAGCGCUCGGCCACACGGGGCAAAGCGGCCGCCCCGCUGCAGAGCAACAAGCUAAACUCCUCGCUGGGAUGCAACGACACGUUUGACUUUGACUGCGAAGAAACUGUCCACGUUACGCCCUUCAGGGCCAAAGCGGAGGAGAGUAAGCCAGCGACACCCGUCAACGAAGAGACGCCCGCCCAAGUCGCUGCAGCUGUCGCUCAGUCCAGCUCAUCACCGUCGCCGUCGUCCGACUCGGAGGGCAGCUUCUACGUCCCUGAGAAGAGAAAGCGCAGAUGCUCUCCCGUCAAAGCCAAAGUCAUCAACACUCGCAGAGGCCGGCGCUCACAGGUCGUCAGGAAGAAGGAAAACGUCCCUCCAACUCCAGAAAUCUCUGUUUUCAGGGAUGAAGAGUCAGACUUGAAGGUCCCAGAAUCUGGGAAGGGUGAAGAUGAUCUUCAUCAGUCUCCUGACCUUGGCUUCCUAAACAGCCGAGAUCCUGUUGGGCUGGGACAAGAAAACUACCAGAAGCCUCUGAGGGACGCAAUGAAGGGCUGUUUCCCUACUAUCAGCCCUCUGGUUGAUGCCGAGAUGAUGAAAAUAGACACCGUCCUGUCAAAUUUUGGAGAAGCCUCUCAUGAAGGUUCUUUUUUAACAAGCAAAACACCAAGCUUUGAACCUCACAAGAAACGUGGGGUUGGUGUAAGGUCAGCAGGGUGGGGCUUGAGUCUGUGUGAUGUGACCAAUAUGUCCUCCGCAGCCUACCGUAACUUCUGCCACGGCCCACGCCGCUCCGACGCUCGCAAACGCCGCUGCACCAUGUCCGUCGACUACAAGGAACCGUCAUUAAAUUCAAAGCUUCGCCGCGGGGACAAGUUUACUGACCUGCAGUUCCUCCGCUCUCCGGUUUUCAAACAGAAGCCUGGCAGGAAGUCCGUGCAGAAAUCCAGGAAGUCUUGCAGCCAGCAGCCGUUUGAAAAGUACAACGAAUCUUUUGUUGGAUGUCACUGAAGUCGUCUUUGACACCAGUUUCCUUAAGAUUCUCAUUUUUUUGUGUCCUGAGUUUUUUUUCUUUUUGGAGCGUGACUGUGAUCAGUUUGUUUUAAAUUCCUCUUUUCUUUAUAUUUGUCUACUUUAAAUGUAGCAGGAUUCAAAUAUGGUGAAAUACUUUUUACUUACCGGUGUUUUAAAUGUACUAUAAAAAGACAUAACAUCUGUGUAGUUAAUUCCUUAUCGUACUGUAAUGUGAAAAGUUUUUUGCAACUUAAAUGAUUGAAGUAAAGAACACAAACGCAGAAAACACCAAAUUAGCCUCGCAUUUGUUUUAUUUAGUCUACAAAAUAGGCUAAUUCUAGGUCAAUAAAACCAAUUGUACAAAGAGCAUGAAAUAUAUUUUUUUACAGACAUAUUACAAAAGGUUAUUUUUCCUAAACUUUGGAAAGUACAAACACCUUUUUACAAAACAGCAAAACUACAUUGUAUUGCACAAUCUUUUCAUUUAUCUCCAGAGUAUAAAGUUAUCAAUCUCCAUCUGCAGGACAAAAAAAAAAAAAGAAAUAAGAUAAUAAAUUAAGACCUUGUCUUAAACAUAAUUCUUCUGAAUUUAAAGCACAUAAAUAAGAAUAAACUCUAGAUAAUUAAAGUAGUUCUGAGUUGACAGUGUAAUCCAUAAGUAGAAGAAAGAAGGACAAGAGGCUAAAAUUCAUGUUAAUACUUUGGGGAAAAAGUGCAUUUUGAUAGUCGGAACUGCCCUUUGUGGGUUAAUGGGGGGGGAAAAUGUACUUUAGGGAUAUAUAUUUAAAAUAUACAUUGGGCAUAAGUGCUUCAAAAUGAUUAAAAUAUGUACAAAAUUUAAAGGUUCUAGUCCUCUUUUGGCAGGAUGAACUCAUCGCACACAAACCUGAGCUGCAGCGCUGUUCAUGCUCAUAACUACAGAGUAGGACAGGAGAGCUUCAGCUCGUUUUGCUCACAGGUAACAGUUAUUCUCAAAGACUCGACCCAUCGAACAUUUGGCUCCUUCACAUGACAACCUGAGUCAAAUGAGAGCAAAAGGCAAACACUAAGAGGCUGUGUAAAAAAA